Molecule: messenger RNA, 934 nt
Organism: Rhipicephalus microplus (southern cattle tick)
Lineage: Eukaryota; Metazoa; Arthropoda; Arachnida; Ixodida; Ixodidae
Product: sulfotransferase ssu-1
Molecular function (GO): sulfotransferase activity
Source: RefSeq, a predicted model, not a curated record
AUGGAGGUCCUGUACACGGCCAAGGAUCUCAGGUUUCCGACGUACGUGAUCAUCGACGGCCUUUAUCUUCCCAUCGAUGUUGACGAGAUGUCACUACGCUUCGCCCUCAACUACAGGCCAUCGAAGGGUGACAUAAUGGUGGUCUCGUACCCCAAGUGUGGCGGCGUCUGGGUGGCUCAGAUUGUCUACUUGCUCCUCAACGACUGUGUCCCCUUGGCAGAUGCCAACGCCUUCGAUAUUCAGAUGCCGAACCUGGAGGAGUGCGGCUACAUGAUGCCCCGCGAGCGCGCCGCGAACGACGAAGUUCGCAUCGUGCGCUCGCACCUUCCGUACCACAAGAUGCGCAUCAACCCGAUGGCCAAGUACAUCUACGUGACGCGCAACCCGAAGGACUGCUGCGUGGCCAUGUUCCACUACAUCAAGCACAUGAACAUCUACCGCUUCAAGGAGGGCCAGUGGGACAACUUCUUCGAGUGGUUCAUCCGGGGACGCGUCUGCUACAACGACUACUUCGACCACAUCAUCCACUACUGGGUGCACCGCAAGGACUGUCACGUGCUCUUCCUCACCUACGAGAACAUGACGCUCGACCACAAGAGCCACAUCUUCAUGCUCGCCAACUUCAUCGGCGGCGUGGCUGGCACCAUGGUCAAGGACCGGCACAUGCUGAAGAAGCUGAUCCACCGCAGCUCCUACUCGUACAUGUCCCAGUUCUUCAAGGAGGAGAGCCAUCUGGGCAACCUGACCAAGGGCCGCAUUGGCGAAUGGAAGGCCGUGUUCUCGCCCGCACAGGCGGCCCGCCUCGACCGAAAGUUCUACGAGCGCUUCGGGAACAGCGAGAUCGCCAACCUGUGGCGCUACAUUGUGCGCUUUGACCGACCCGCCACCUGAUUAUAGUGCCAAACAGGUGGCCCCAAAUAAUGGUGGCACCGUU